This is a messenger RNA of Peromyscus californicus insignis, 2388 nucleotides long. It is a transcript of the gene Olfml3, whose product is annotated as olfactomedin like 3. The record is from RefSeq and is a predicted model, not a curated record. The coding region runs from base 698 to 1954 and encodes 418 amino acids. Lineage: Eukaryota; Metazoa; Chordata; Mammalia; Rodentia; Cricetidae. Gene Ontology annotation, biological process: signal transduction. The transcript has 3 exons.
UUCUUUCCUUGGGCUAAGUCAGAGAUUUGGUACUCUAGAGGGAGCCCUGUAUUUUGAAGAAAACCCUACAAAUUCAACCCAUUUGGCUUGCUUGGGUAGAGUUUUUCCACACAAGGUGAAGCCCUACUCUGAUUUCUCUAUUUGUUAUGAGAGAUGGCCCCAGGUGCUCAGCACAAGGUGGCGCCAAUGAGCUGUAGAAAUUUGGCUUCACUUUGCCCCGCAACCCCCACCCCCUCAAACCUCAUCUCCUGUGUUUCUGGCUUCACUGAGCAGGGCAGAAAAUCCAUUCUGUUAUUGCUGGAGAAGGGAAGGAUUAAUGAAGGGUGUCGGGUUCUUCCUAAGUCAGCACUGGAAGCCCUCCUAAAACGAAUGGAGUUUGCGGAGUGCCCCCGGGGUCUCGGCUUCCUGCCGCUUCCUCUCUUCAAGCCCUGUGUGACUGUCCAGAAGGCCUUUAGAUUGCCAUCCCUUCCCCAUCCCAAGGAGUUUACAAACCUAAGCUGCUGGUGGUUAAGGCUUCUGGCGACUGUGCAAAGGGGCCAUCUGUGUUUGAUCAAUCCAGGCGGGAAGGAGGGGGUGGGGGUUGUAAAGAGACUGAAAGCAUUCCAGAGUAGUGAGAGACACCCAGAGAUCAGAAAGAGGAGGCGCCGCCCCCACCCCGCCUCCAAAGCUAACGGGCUGGAGGGAAAGAGGCCGCCGAAUGCACACUCCUCCUCUGGCCCUACUUAAGGCUGCCAUGGGGCCCAGUGCUCCUCUGCUCUUCUUCUUCUUCUUGUCAUGGACGGGACCCCUUCAGGGACAGCAGCACCACCUUGUGGAGUACAUGGAACGCCGACUAGCUGCCUUAGAGGAACGGCUGGCCCAGUGCCAGGACCAGAGUAGCCGGCAUGCCGCUGAGCUGCGGGACUUCAAGAACAAGAUGCUGCCUCUACUGGAGGUGGCAGAGAAGGAGCGGGAGGCCCUCAGAACCGAGGCGGACACCAUCUCAGGAAGAGUGGACCGUCUGGAACGGGAAGUGGACUAUCUGGAGACCCAGAACCCAGCUUUGCCCUGUGUGGAGCUGGGUGAGAAGACGACUGGAGGCCCUGGGACCAGCGGCAAGGGCCGAAGAAAUGAGAAGUAUGAGAUGGUGACAGACUGUGGCUACACAAUCUCUCAGGUGAGGUCAAUGAAGAUCCUGAAGCGGUUUGGCGGCCCCUCUGGUCUGUGGACCAAGGACCCACUGGGGCCAGCAGAGAAGAUCUACGUGUUAGACGGCACACAGAACGACACAGCUUUCGUCUUCCCAAGGCUGCGCGACUUCACCCUGGCCAUGGCGGCCCGGAAAGCUUCCCGAGUUCGGGUGCCCUUCCCCUGGGUAGGCACAGGGCAGCUGGUAUAUGGUGGCUUCCUGUAUUAUGCUCGAAGGCCUCCUGGAGGGCCUGGAGGGGGUGGUGAACUGGAGAAUACUCUUCAGCUGAUCAAAUUUCACCUGGCAAACAGAACCGUGGUGGACAGCUCAGUGUUCCCGGCAGAGAAGCUGAUACCCCCCUACGGGCUGACAGCAGACACGUAUAUUGACCUGGCAGCUGAUGAGGAGGGCCUUUGGGCUGUCUAUGCCACUCGGGACGAUGACAGGCAUUUGUGUCUAGCCAAGUUAGAUCCGCAAACACUUGACACAGAGCAGCAGUGGGACACGCCAUGUCCCAGAGAGAAUGCAGAGGCUGCCUUUGUCAUCUGUGGAACCCUGUACGUUGUCUACAACACCCGCCCUGCCAGUCGGGCCCGUAUUCAGUGUUCCUUUGAUGCCAGUGGUACGCUGACCCCUGAACGGGCAGCACUCUCUUAUUUUCCACGGCGAUAUGGUGCCCAUGCCAGCCUUCGCUAUAACCCCCGUGAGCGCCAGCUGUAUGCCUGGGAUGAUGGCUACCAGAUUGUCUACAAGCUGGAGAUGAAGAAGAAGGAGGAGGAAAUGUAAGCAGCUGGUGCUUCUGAUUCUCCUAUCUCCACACAUUUAUAUUCUUGUUAGAUCUGUUGUUCAUUCUUCAAAUGAAGGCCAGUGGUGGCUCAUAUCCCCUCAUUUUUAAACAACAACAACAACCAAAUUCUCAUAGCCCCUUUGUUUUAUGCAGAACUCCAGAUCUUGAGUAACCUUUUAGAACUAAAACAGCAGACACCCUAAAUCUUCACCCUGCUCUCUCUCCUGCUCUGUGCCCACAAAUUUUAGUCCCAAACCCAGAGCCCUGACCUUUGGAUAGGGUCAACCCCAGACAGCAGUAUGACCCAAGGGAGAGAAGAACUCACAGAGACAACUCUGUCCUCCUUCAUUCGCCCCUCCAACGUGGGGAAGAGUGGGGCUUUCCCCACAUCACUUUGUAUGGCAACAUUUUGCAUUAAAAGGAAAACCCGCCA